UACAGUGUUGGUGCUUGCGCUCUUUUCGGUGCAGAGACCUUGCGAGUGGAAAGGUUUCCUGGGUGGCGUGAGGAAGGAGGACUUUGCGUGUAAGGCUGGAACAUACACCACGGAGAUUAUAUCGAUCGAUCCGCAGCUUAUUUACAUCAAUAAUUUUUUCGAUGUCGGCGAAAUAUAGGGUUUAAUUGCCGAAGGGUUUGUGUUCUCUCCUUCCUCUCCUCUCGUUCAAUGCACCCUCUCCCGCGCCCAGUCCUUCAUGGGCUCCUUCAUCCCUCCCGACGGCGACUUCGGCAAGCCACAACUAGUGCACUACGAAAAGGCAAGAAGAUCGAUGUCCAUCACUACUGGUAUGACGAGUCUCAACUAGUUCGAGGGAUGAACAGGAGGUGGUUCUCUCGCGUGGCGAGCUUCUUUGUUUAUUUGGAAGGAGGGGAAGCUGGGUGUAAGGGAAGCAAGACGUGGUUUCCGCACCGGAUGUUAAGGGGGAAGGGGAAGGGAAGUAGGAGGAGCACAAGGAGGAGGCACGAAGUUUGUCCCGAGGAGUGGCAAUGCGCUAUUUUGGAUUAAUUUGCAUGCUAAUGGGACGGGGGAUGAGAGGACGGUCCACGCGGGGUUGCCGUUGCUGGAGGGAAGGAAGACGGCAAGGAAUAUU
Molecule: messenger RNA, 652 nt
Organism: Hyaloscypha bicolor E
Lineage: Eukaryota; Fungi; Ascomycota; Leotiomycetes; Helotiales; Hyaloscyphaceae
Exons: 1
Coding region: 229-567 (112 amino acids)
Source: RefSeq, a predicted model, not a curated record